AUGUCCGAAACGCCCGCUCCCACCCCGCUCCGCAAGGCUGUCGUCCUCGCCGACGACGGCUACGAGGACCUCGAGCUCCACUACCCGCGGCUGCGGCUGGAGGAGGCCGGGUUCGACGUUGUCGUCGCCGCCCGCGAGGCCGGCCUCACUUCCAAGUCCAAGUUUGGCUACUGGGCCAUCUCCAACGCCGCCUUUGCCGACGUCGAUCCUUCCGACGUCGCCGUCCUGGUUGUUCCGGGCGGCCUGCUAUGCCCGGAUCGCCUCCGCCGCUAUCCGGAAGCGCUCGGCCUGGUGGCCGGUGUGGCUGCUGCAGGCGGCGUCGUCGGUAUGAUCUGCCACGGUCCGUGGGUCGGCAUCUCGGCCAAGAUCCUCGACGGCGUCCGCGCCACCUGCUUCUCCGCCAUUAAGGACGAUGUCAUCAACGCUGGCGCCACCUACGUUGCCGACGAGCGCGUCGUCGUCGACGCAGACGCCCGCAUCGUCACCGCCCAGACGCCCAACGACCUGCCGGGCUUUAUGCGCGGCAUCCUCAGCCUCCUCGACGACUAACGCCUGUGCCGUGUCACGGCUGCGGUUUGGUAGUACUGCACAACGGCCGGCAGUGGUGUAGAACUGUAAAUGGCUUCAUUGCAGGA
Molecule: messenger RNA, 635 nt
Organism: Thecamonas trahens ATCC 50062
Lineage: Eukaryota; Apusomonadida; Apusomonadidae
Product: PfpI family Intracellular protease
Exons: 1
Coding region: 1-549 (182 amino acids)
Source: RefSeq, a predicted model, not a curated record